Molecule: messenger RNA, 990 nt
Organism: Fusarium sp. VM40
Lineage: Eukaryota; Fungi; Ascomycota; Sordariomycetes; Hypocreales; Nectriaceae
Source: the annotation of a GenBank genome assembly
AUGACAUUUCGCUUCCUCGUCAACUUCGGGCUGCUUGCCCUGCCCAUCGCCAUCACUUUGGGCGUGCUUAUCGGUCUGCAGAGCCAGCGCGAGGCCAGCGGCGGUCCGCCUCUGUUCAAGCCCGAUCCCAAGCCGACGGAUCGGAUCAAGAAGAAGAACGGUAUCUUGACUGAGCAGCAUUGUCAGAAGUCUUAUGGUAUCCAUCCCGAGACCAAGGGCCAAGAGUUUACACUUAAUCCCAAUCAGUGGGGUUGGGAUGAGGGUGAUGAUGGCGGAUUGUGUUUAUAUGUUGACAUCAACAACAAUGAAACAUACGCCACAAAGACCACCGCCCCUCACUGGUCCGUAGUAUGGGAAUACCCUCAAGGUCCAGAGACAGCCCCUGUCCACGCCUUCCCCAACAUCAAGGUCGACGGCGAUGUCUUCCCUGCCAAGCUCAACGCCAUCGACAAGAUCGACAUCGACUUUGAGUGGACAUACGCAAUCGGCAACAAGUCGACAAAGGGCUCCAAACCUGUGACCAAGACGGACCUGACUGACCUCAAAGACCAUCUGCUCAACGCCAACGUCGCGAUGGAUAUGUUUAUGGACAAGGACCAGAAGAAGGCGCAGGACAGUGAGAAAGCGUCGCAUGAAGUCAUGGUGUGGUUUGCCGCUAUAGGUCCUGCUACGCAACCCCUCGGCUUCAACGUCAACGGCUCUAAUCCCUUGGCCACAAAGACACUCCACGGCACAGAAUUCAAACUCUACUACGACAUCAAUCAGUCCAAGCAAAAGGUCUUGACAUGGUAUGUCGACAAGCCAACGGAAAAGUUCGACGGCGAUCUCUAUCCUUUAAUCGAGGAGAUCCUCUCCAUGGAUAACAGCGAUUACCCCUCGGCUUCGGACUACAUCGGCUACAUGUCGUGGGGCACAGAAGCCUACUCGGUUAACACAACCGUUACAUUCGACGUCCCCAGCUUGUCAAUAAACGUGGAGAAGAAGGCAUAA